AUGGUGAAUCUGGAGCUAGAGCUUAACCUAAACUCCGCAAGUGACCUUGAGAUUGUUAACCACGUCACAAAGAUGGACGUUUACGUCGUCAUAACCCUUCACGGCCACAAAACCCUAAAGAAACACAAGGAGAAAACCGCCGUGGAUCACUCCGGCGGCCGACUUGGAAUCACGCCGUUCCGUUUACUUGAUCUCUUGCGUUCAUAUACGCCGUCAACUAACGGUAACGGCGAUGGGAUGAGGUUUGUGACGUAUCCCGUGAGAACUCCGUCGGAGACAAUGAAAGGUUGUUUGAGUUUCUCGUACCGGUUCAAUGGAUCACUGGUUAACUCCGCUCAGGCUUACUACGAGAUGCCAACGGGGGCUCCACCGAGUCAAUAUGGAGUAUGGACCGUAUGGUCAUAUGGAGGCGCCGCCGCCUGUAUACGGUGA
Molecule: messenger RNA, 432 nt
Organism: Arabis nemorensis
Lineage: Eukaryota; Viridiplantae; Streptophyta; Magnoliopsida; Brassicales; Brassicaceae
Source: the annotation of a GenBank genome assembly